AUGCCUUUCGAAGCACGGGUUAAGUCCGUCCUGUCCGGCGACACCGUGGUGCUGUCGCAUGUCACCAAUCCGUCACAAGAACGCGUCUUAAGCUUGGCUUAUGUCUCUGCUCCGAGAUUAAGGAGAGAUGGUGAUGAGGCCUACGCCUUCCAAUCCCGCGAAUUCCUCCGUGAGCUCCUUGUCGGCAAAGUCGUCCAGUUCCACGUUGUAUACACUAUCCCCACCGGUGCCAAGCGUGACUACGGUAUCAUCAAGCUGCCCGGAUUCGACGCAUCAUUGCCCGAUAUCAGUGUGCAGGAGGGUUGGACACGGGUUCGUGAAGAAGCCGGCAAGCGGUCAGAUGAGUCUGAAGAGACCAUUGCGCUCUUGGAACGCCUGCGGGCAUUGGAGUCCCUCGCUCGGGAGGAAGGCAAGGGAACCUGGGCUGGUGGCAACAAAGGCGAGAUCGAGACUACCUACGAAUUGACUGGUGCCCGGGAUCUGGUCAAGCGCAACUUGGGCCAGCAACUGGAGGGCAUCAUCGAGAAGGUCCUCAACGGCGACCGUAUUAUCCUGCGUUUGUUACUCAAGCCGCAGGAACACCUUCAGACUGUUGUUGCCAUUGCUGGUGUCCGGGCUCCGUCUGCCAAGCGCACAACCGCUGAUGGCAAAGAGACGGCAGCUGAGCCAUUCGGUGAUGAAGCACAGGAGUUCGUCGAGUCACGGCUCUUGCAGCGCAAGGUUAAGGUUUCCCUGCUCGGUGUUACACCGCAGGGCCAGAUUGUUGCCACUGUCCUCCACCCCAAUGGCAACAUUGCACGAUUCCUCCUUGAGGCUGGUCUGGCCCGCUGCCAGGACCACCACUCCACCCUUUUGGGUCCCGACAUGGCCCUUCUCCGCCAGGCAGAACUCACAGCCAAGAAUGAUCGCAAGGGACUGUGGGUUAGCCACACUGGUUCCACCACUGCCGGUGCCGCCGCUGUGGACUACCUUGUCACCCGUGUUUUGAACGCUGAUACCCUUUUCAUCCGGAACAAGGCCGGCCAGGAGAAGAAGAUCAGCCUUGCUAGCAUUCGUCAACCUAAGCCCUCUGACCCCAAGCAGGCUCCGUUUGCCGCUGACGCUAAGGAGUACCUGCGCAAGCGCGUGAUCGCCAAGCAUGUUAUGGUCACCGUGAACGGCAAGAAGCCCGCCACCGAGGGAUACGAAGAGCGCGAGGUCGCUACUGUUGUCCAAAACGGUACCAACAUUGCCGUGGCCCUUGUGCAAGCCGGUUACUCCUCUGUGAUUCGCCACCGUAUGGAUGACACCGACCGAUCCCCCGAUUACGAUGCGCUGCUCGCUGCUGAGGCCGACGCCCAGAAGGAAGGCCGUGGAAUGUGGUCUGCUAAGCCUCCCAAGGCGAAGCAAAUUGUCGAUUACUCGGAGAGUGUCCAAAAGGCCAAGCUGGAGCUUGGUGUCCUGCAGCGCCAAAAGCGUGUCCCGGCCGUUGUAGACUUUGUCAAGUCUGGCUCUCGCUUCACUGUCCUUAUCCCCCGCGAGAACGCCAAAUUAACUCUCGUUCUUUCCGGUAUCCGUUGCCCUCGCUCUGCCCGCGGACCCAGCGACGCUGGUGAGCCUUUCGGUCAGGAGGCUCACGAUCUCGCCAACCGCCGCUGCAUGCAGCGUGAUGUUGAGAUUGACGUCGAGACCAUUGACAAGGUUGGUGGUUUCAUCGGCAGCCUCUACGUCAACAAGGAGAACUUCACCAAGGUCCUUCUGGAGGAGGGUCUGGCCACCGUCCACGCAUACUCGGCUGAGCAGUCUGGUCACGCCACGGAGUACUUCGCUGCUGAACAGCGCGCCAAGGAAAGCCGCAAGGGGCUGUGGCACGAUUGGGACCCUACUAAGGAGGCUGCAGAGGCUGAAGAGGCCGAGGCCGCAAACACCACCGGCGCUGAGAGCGAUGCCGCUCCCGCACAGCGUCGCAAGGAUUACCGCGACGUGAUGGUCACCUACAUCGACCCUGCUUCUGCCAAACUCAAGCUGCAACAGAUUGGCACUGGUACCAACGCACUCACCGAAUUGAUGAGCGCUUUCCGCUCAUUCCACUUGAACAAGGCAAACGAUACCCCGCUGCCCGGCCCACCCAAGGCCGGCGACUGGGUUGCCGCCAAAUUCACUGAAGACGGCGCCUGGUACCGCGCCAAGAUCCGCCGGAACGACCGCGAGAAGGAACAGGCCGAGGUUGUCUACGUCGACUACGGCAACUCCGAGACCCAGCCAUGGAAGGCACUUCGCCCUCUCACCCAGCCUCAGUUCUCCGGCCAGACCCUCCGCCCCCAGGCCGUUGAUGCAGUCCUCUCUCUCCUACAGUUCCCAACCUCCGAGGACUACCUCGAGGAUGCCGUUGGGUUCAUCGGCGAUCAGACCUUCGACCGCCAGCUCGUCGCAAACGUUGACCACGUUGACCAGGACGGUACCCUUCACGUCACUCUUCUCGACCCCACUGUUUCCAAAAACCUGGACAACAGCAUCAAUGCCGACAUCAUCCAAGAGGGUCUGGCUAUGGUGCCCCGCAAGCUGAAGGCUUGGGAGCGUGCCUCCGUCGAUACCCUGGCCACCUUGCGGACACUCGAGGACGAGGCUAAGGCCGAGCGCCGGGGUAUCUGGGAGUACGGUGAUCUUACCGAGGACUAA
Penicillium bovifimosum is the source of this 2658-nucleotide messenger RNA. RefSeq names its product putative transcription factor (Snd1/p100). Lineage: Eukaryota; Fungi; Ascomycota; Eurotiomycetes; Eurotiales; Aspergillaceae. Gene Ontology annotation, cellular component: nucleus; cytosol; RISC complex. Gene Ontology annotation, molecular function: RNA binding; nuclease activity. The transcript is spliced from 2 exons. Gene Ontology annotation, biological process: regulatory ncRNA-mediated gene silencing; mRNA catabolic process. The record is from RefSeq and is a predicted model, not a curated record. Bases 1 to 2658 code for a protein of 885 amino acids.